This is a messenger RNA of Saccostrea cuccullata (small rock oyster), 3488 nucleotides long. Its product is annotated as xylosyltransferase oxt-like. The record is from RefSeq and is a predicted model, not a curated record. Gene Ontology annotation, biological process: chondroitin sulfate proteoglycan biosynthetic process; heparan sulfate proteoglycan biosynthetic process. Gene Ontology annotation, molecular function: protein xylosyltransferase activity. Gene Ontology annotation, cellular component: membrane. NCBI's taxonomy places the organism in Eukaryota, Metazoa, Mollusca, Bivalvia, Ostreida, Ostreidae.
AGAAAUGUUCGAUGGCUGCCUCACGGAUUGCCUCUUCGAGAAGAUUGUGUUGUAAAUACAGAUAUAUAUUUUACAUAGCGUUUGUAAUACUGUGUAUUCAGUUUAUUUUAUAUAAUUUCAACAUCAAAGAUACGGAAAUUCCUUCAGGAGACAAGCCAAAAGAUGAUACCCUGGAGAAACCUGAAGACAGAGACAUCGUUGAGGAGCCUUUAGGGGAAGAGAAAGAGGAAGCUGUAAUUGUGGACCAUGAUAGAGAUGAUAGUCACCCUACUGAGGUCCUCACAAGUGAGGAAUCCCAUAACUUAUCUGGAGAAGAUCCUCGACACAAGAUGGGGUUUCUCCAGGAUUUCAUCCCUCCAUGUACGAUAGAAAGUGCACAAGCUCUGUCAGCCAUUAAGAGAGCCAAAACCAAGGAGUGUAAGCAGGAAAUAGCUGACACGGCCUGUGGGAUACAGGAGGGGGGCCUGUACCCAGGAUCUCUGCCCAACACCUGCCACCUGAAAGGUAACCAUUCUAAGGGGCAUUACUAUGGCUGCUAUGUGGACAAUCCAGACGAUCGAGACUUUUCUCAUCAGAAGACUUUCCCAACCGAGAACUGGUCUCAGCUGUGUAUAGACUAUUGUAUACAGACAGGCUUUCGGUAUGCAGGCCUGCAAUAUGGAAGGGAAUGUUGGUGUGGGAAUUCAUUUGGUAAACAUGGGACUGAAGGAGCUUCAUGUAACCAGGCAUGUCCUGCUAAAACAAGUGAAAUGUGUGGAGGAUAUCUCACCAGUAGUGUGUACAGUACAGGUAUACAAGAGAGGCUGAGUAAUGGACCAGGAGAUCUACAUUUUGAGGAGGAUAUCCAACCAAAGGUCAGGGUCAUGUUUGUAUUGACCUUGAGUGGUCGACAGGUCAGACAAGUUAGAAGGUUACUGAAGGCCAUCUACCAUCGAGACCAUUUUUAUCUUCUACAUGUUGAUAUGAGACAGGAAUACCUAUAUAGAGAGUUACUUCCUUUGGAGGAUGUGUUACCCAAUGUCCAUCUUGUCCGUAAGCGUUUUGCCACAAUCUGGGGCGGUGCCAAUCUUCUAGAUGCCCAUUUACACAUCAUGAAGGAGGCACUCAAUUCUUAUAAAAAGUGGGAUUACUAUGUUAACCUGAGUGAAAGUGACUACCCAAUUAAAAGAUUGGAUGCCCUGAUUUCCUACCUGACUAAGUACAAAGGCUAUGUGUUCAUUAAGUCUCAUGGCAGAAACACUGCACUGUUUUUGAGGAAACAGGGCUUGGAUCAGACUUUCCUGCAGUGUGACCACCACCUGUGGCGUCUGGGACCACGGACCCUCCCCACGGGGAUUCAGAUGGACGGGGGGAGUGACUGGGUGGGGCUGCCUCGUCAGUUCUGUGAGUUUGUCACAACCUCGGAAGAUAAACUCCUUACUGGACUGAAGAAGCUGUACAAGUACACAUUACUGCCUGUAGAGUCUUUUUUCCACACACUGCUCCAUAACAGCCACUACUGUGAUAAGUGGAUGGAGAACAACCUUCACGUCACAAACUGGGACAGGAAGCGAGGCUGUAAGUGUCAGCACAAGAACGUCGUCGACUGGUGCGGGUGUUCUCCCAACGAUUUCCUCUCCAAAGACCUGGAUAGGAUUCUGAGUAUUGAAUCAAAGCCAGUAUUUUUUGGCAGAAAAUUUGAGCCUAGUGUAAACCAAGAUAUUAUCAACAGUAUGGAUGUUAACUUGUUUGGAAGUGAGAUGAGAGAUGUAACAGCCCUGACCGACUACUGGCAGAAUGAAUACCAUUAUCUAGACUCUGGUGCGAGGGUAGAUGACACGUACCUGAGUUUUUACCUGUCCUUUAUGAGAUUGACUGCCGCUCGUCUGGUGGCGGACACAGCCACCCAGUGUCAGGUGGUGCCAGAGAAACUACUUCAGGUCCACAUAUUCCAGAGAAGUGAUAGGAACCAGGGACUUCUGGUGAUGUUUGAGGCCAUCACAAGGGGUGGAGCCAAGGUGGUUCUUGAGAGUCAUGUGAUGAUGAGGCAGUAUUACAGUGUGAUAGACCCCCCAGGGCCUGCUGGCAGGCUCAUUAAUAUAGAGGUUGGCACAGAUUAUGACUUAAAGGAGUCCAUAUUUAGGAACUAUGGCUUAUUCUUAGGACCCUACAGUGACCUAGUUCUGAAACAUACCUGGGGACCAGGUGAACCAUUAAUGGUAUCUAUUGCAUGGAUUGACCCUGCCAAGGUCAUAGCUGCUUCCUAUGAUGUCAACAUCACAAGCGAAGGUCAAAUCAAACCAUUCAAACCUUUGCUUAAACAGCCUCUACGACCAGGAGUGUGGACCAGUAAACUCAUGUACAGGUGGCAAGUGUUUGCGGAGGUGAAAUUCCUUGUUCUUCCUUUAACUGUGUUUAGGGGUAAGACUCUGGACCCUAGCAAAGCAAUUCUACAUCACAAUGGACCUAUUGGUUAUUAUGCAAAACAAGAUUUUUCAGAGUUUGAGGAAGUUUUGAAAGUGACUAACAUUGGAGAAGCUCGAGCAGCUGCUGAUGAGAAUGGACAGAAACACGGACGUGUGUUAGAGGAAUGGACAGAUGAACUGUGUCAGAAGUUCUGGAGCAUACAGGAAGUGUGUCAGAUAGGGGAGAUCACUGAGGAGUGUUCCCCCAUUAAAAAGUGUGAAGAAACAUCAUGGAGUUCUAUGUCACCAGAUCCUAAGUCAACCAUUACUGGGGUAAAUCUUGAGACAGGUCUUAUACGAUAGUGAGUUCACCAUUACAGGGGUGAAUCUCGAUAGCUAUUAGUCAACUUAAAAACUGGUCUUACUGAGGAUACUUCAGAACCUUAAUCAACAAUUGCAUCAACAUAUUUUGUCUCAACAUUGGCAACAUUUACAUAUGCCACUAUAAUGCCAGAUAUCAAAAUUCAAUUUCUUUUAUUAUUUUUUUUUUUUUUUUUUGCAAUUUACUAAAAUUAUGUUCUUCCAUUUUCUUUGACUAGAUUACUUAAUUUGUAUACACAAUGUAAGAGAAAAUUAAUGGCCUAAUUUUUAGUUUUCAUGUACGCAUGUUCAUGUAUUUCGCCAGUGUCCUUAACUUUUUUUAGUAUUUUUUUACAGACAGAUGUUAAUGAAGUGGGAUAGGUUUACCUGUUUUUAUGCUGAGUGUUCCAAGCCUGUGAUAAGUUUUGAUAAAAUCCAGUUCAUUUGUUGUAAGUGUUUGUAAACUUAUUGUCUUCCAUUUUAAAUGGGUCUCUAUGUUGAUGAUUAAUCAGGUGCCUGUUCUUUUUUCAAUACAUAGAUUUUUUGAUACAUUUUGUUUUAAAAGUUGAUAUUGAAAGUACAUGUAUUGAAGGGACAUGUUGACAUUGCACUGCCUUUACUUCCAUUUUAUACAUAUAUGUUAAAUUUGUUUUGUUUAAAUCUAUUGUUUUAAAGAAAUUGCUCUCCAAUGUUCACUUAUACUGACCAAAGUCCAGGCAUUAAGAUUCUGAACACAUGGAAAUU